Messenger RNA from Sclerotinia borealis F-4128, 1284 nucleotides. Lineage: Eukaryota; Fungi; Ascomycota; Leotiomycetes; Helotiales; Sclerotiniaceae. The record is from the annotation of a GenBank genome assembly.
AUGUUUGGAAGUACCUUCGGUCAAAGCCAGCCCACUGGCGGAGGUUUAUUCGGGUCGACGAGCACCGCACAACCUACAGGAGGUUUGUUUGGAUCCACGAAUACUGCGCAACCAACAGGAGUACCGUUUGGCUCGACUACAACUGCGGGAACUCAGAAUCAGGGCGGAGGGCUUUUCAGUGGGUUAGGACAGAACACUCAACAGAGUCAACAACCGCAGACUAGUGGACUCUUUGGUGGAGGAUUUGGAGCGAGCACUCAACAAAAUCAGCCUCAGACAGGAGGUUUAUUUGGAUCAAAUACCCUACAACCGCAGCAGCAACCGGGAGGAUUGUUCUCGGGACAGACUAUGGGAGCACAGCAGCAGGCGGCCCAGCAGCAGCAAAACACCAUUCUUGGAGGAUCGCAACAACAGACUGGGUUAUUCGGACAAACGCAACCGUCGCAAGCUUUAGGGCAAUCACAAGGACAAUUUGGCAACACCCUGUUUGGAACAAGCGGAUUGAGACCUCGGGAAAAGAGCGUCGUAGACCAGAUUGAAACAGUCGUGGGUAAAUGGGAUACGGGAAGCAAGGAAUGUGCUUUUCAGCAUUUCUUUUACAACAACGUCGGCGUUGACGCGGCACCAUUUUAUCAACCACAGCCUAACGAGGACCCGAAAGCUUGGGAAGAAGCCCUUUCGAGAAAGCCAGGACCUGGGUAUAUCCCAGUCGCAUGUAUUGGUUUUGCAAUGAUGGGCGAGAGAAUCAAGGCUCAGCAACAGCAUCUUGCAGCGUUCAACAUCCGUUUACACAAUAUAAAUGCUAGCUUGACGAACCUACUUCAAAUUCACGAUACGAAGACGAGUAUACGGGCAAUGGAUGCUAGGAGAAAACAUGUGAUAUUGAAACAACGGUGUAUCGCACUGGCAACUAAAGUUCAGGUUCUGAGAAACAGAGGCUAUGCGCUCAGUGGAGACGAAGAGGAUUUGAAAGCUAAGCUCAUCAAAAUAGAAAAAGGGGCCAGCGACCCAGCAUUGGGUGCGAGAGCCGAAGAGAUUUGGGCGCGAAUGAUCAAUGUUCAGGAACGAGGCCGGUUAUUGAGGACUGAACUGGAGAAGGUUGGCCAAGAAAACGGUGAAGUUCUAGACGAUACCAUGACUGCACGAUGCAAGAAGAUUCUGGAAGACUAUCAGACUCAACUAGCACAUCUGAAAAAGGAGUUGGAUAAGGUACAUAAAGAUUAUGUCGAGUGGGAAAAAGAGCAGCCACCACAAACAGCAGCGAGAACAACAUUCGGCCGAUGA